CGGCGGCGCGCGCGCGGGACGGGAGCGGAGCGGCGGCGGCGGCGGCCUCGGGACCGGCAGCGGCACCGGGAGCGGGUCCGGGACCGGCGGGGGCCGCAUGUGCGGGAGGGGGGCGGCGAGGACGGCUUGGGGCCGAGCCGGGAGGAGCUGCCGGAACCGCCGGAACCGGCGAGCAGCCUCGCUCUCCGCUGGGAUUUAUGGAGGUGCUGAGAAGCAGCUUUGAGCACUGCAGCCCCCGGCCGCCUCGCCUCGCCCGGCGUCCCGACCUUCGGAUUUAACCAUUCAAGGCUCCCGUGCAUGGAUUGCCCGAGCCAGGCACCGCUGCCGGCCACCGCCGCCGCCGCCCCGUAGGCUCCCGGCCGCCCUUGCCGCCCCCAAGUACUCCACAUACCCCGAUGGGGUAACGUGACGGGGCCACCCCCGUGCCACCACCAUCCCCAUACGCAGAGGCCUUUCUAGAGCGCGGCACCGGAGGCGACAGCCGCUCGCCAUUGCACACGCCGAGGACGCCGACACUACAGCAAAGGGAUUUUUAUUUUGUUUUUUUGUUGUUCUUUUUUUUUUUGUAAUUAUUAUUAUUAUUAUUAUCAUUAAUAUUAUUACUACCGUUUGGCUUUCACCCCGGGGGGGCUUGCGGUGUGUCGAGGAAGCCGGCGCACUCCCAGGAGCUGGGAUUAUUUGCACAACGUUUGUACAUUGAGUUCUCGAUCCUGUUUUUGGUGUUUUUUGUUUUUGUUUUUGUUUUUUUUUUAAAGCGCAGAGGGGUGUUGGGUUCUCUUUUCCCCUCCACGCCACGCUUUUCUUGGGUUUUUUCCCGCCCCCCCACCAUCAGCAUCACCUCUGCGUCACCGUCCUCCCAUCCCACCAUGGCCCGGAUGAACCGCCCUGCGCCGGUGGAGGUCUGCUACAAAAACAUGAGGUUCCUCAUCACUCACAACCCCACCAACGCCACACUCAGCACCUUCUUGGAGGAUCUGAAGAAGUACGGUGCCACCACAGUUGUGCGAGUGUGCGAAGUGACCUACGACAAGACCCCCCUGGAGAAGGACGGCAUCACCGUCAUGGACUGGCCGUUCGAUGACGGAGCUCCUCCUCCCAGCAAGAUCGUGGAAGACUGGCUCAACUUGCUCAAGACCAAGUUCUGCGAAGACCCCGGCUGCUGCGUGGCCGUGCACUGCGUGGCCGGCUUGGGGCGCGCUCCUGUCCUCGUGGCACUGGCCUUGAUCGAGAGCGGGAUGAAGUACGAGGACGCCAUCCAGUUCAUCCGACAGAAGCGCAGAGGAGCCAUCAACAGCAAGCAGCUGACGUACUUGGAAAAAUACCGACCAAAGCAGAGACUCCGAUUUAAGGACCCUCAUAACCACAAGAACAAAUGCUGCAUCAUGUAACCUCAACGACCUCUUGCCAAAACCCGUGCACACAGACACCCCGGGCACUCGCACGCGUCCCCCUCCCUCCUCCCAGCCCUGCGCACCCCACGCACUGCCCUGCUCGCGGACCCCGCUAAUAGGGGUCGGGGUUUUGGGGGGACAUGGAGCACCCCUGAUGUGUGCCGGCACCCGGAACACGCUCACCUUGCGGAAUCUCCCCCCAAAAAAAGGAUGCUCAGUCCAGUCAAAGCCCCGAGGAGCGAAGGCGGUGCUGCCCUUUGACUCCCGGUGCUAGCAGGCAAUGAGUUCCCGUGGUGCCGGUUCUCUGUCGCCUUCCUCCUCCUCUUCCUCCUCCCCUUCCCCUCUUGUUGCACUGAGAGCAAGUCCCGGCAUGAGGAGGGAUGGAUGGGCACAGGGGCACUUGGUUUUGGGGGAUGCGGGCCAGGCUGUGCCAGCCAAGGAGGGAUGGGGAGCAGGAGGGCCGGGGUACCCCAAAUAAAAACCUUUCCCACCUCUUCCCUAAAAAUAAGGGCUGCAGCAGCAGGGAUAGGGGUGGUGAUGGGAAGGAGGGAAGAAGGGGGUUCGUAGCAUGGUGCUGGCCCUGUGACCUCAGGAAGGGCUGAGCUAAGCCCCCCCAGCACCAUUCCCUUUCUCCUGCCCCCCUCUCCAUCACCAUCUCCCUGUGGGGAUCACGGGGGGCUCGCAGCCCCUCCAGGUCCCGCAGGGCUGCAGCGAAGGCAGAGGCACCAGGAAAUUUGGGGAUAGUGGCAGGGCUUUGAGGCACCCAGCUUUUGGGGACGCAGAGUCAGCGCUGGGUCCCUCCAAAUGCAGGGUGCUCUUAUUUAUAGCUUCCAAACUCAAAGUAGAGGGUGGUGGUUUCUCUCUCCCCGCAUCCCCCCAGCUGAGCUCGCAGCGAUGCUGCAGCACCGAGCGUGUGCUCAGCAUCUUUCCCAUUGCAUCCCCAAGCCACGGGGCAAACCCAAAUUCUGGCUGUGAUGCCCUGGGAACACAAAAGUGCAUCUCGGGGCACAUCCACAUCCUCCAGCAUGGCGUUUGCUGGCCAAAGGGCUGGGCUGUGGCUUUCCUGGGGGAUUUGGAGUGCUCCUGGCAAGAGCGUGUCACCAAAUUUCGCACCUGCCUUUCCCCUCUCCUCCCCCGUGGCAUCUGCACUGCGUGCGCUUGGCACCCCAAAAAGCCUUGGUGCGUGCCAUGGGGUGGGUGCAGAGCUGCCCCCAAGCCGGGACGUGAAACAUCUCUCAACUUUCUGCCUUUGAACGCUUGCAGCAGCGGGAGUGGUGGGCACAUAGGGGGCACAGGGGUGUUUUUUUUUUUUCUUUUGAUGAGGGUAAGAAGAAAUUUGCUAAUUAAAGGAAAAAAAAAAAAGUUUGUCUUCCGCACGUCCUCUGGCCUUUCUUUCUCCCAUCACUGCCCUGCAGAGCUCGGGAGGUAACCCACAGCCACCCAGCCUCAUCCUCAGCACCAUCGGGGUGGGACAGCCCAUGGGGUGGGACAGCCCACACUCCCUUGGGUUUCUCUGCCCCUUUCCAGGCUGUCGGUGCCCACAUCUCACGGGGAAGGUGGUGGUGGCCGAAGGGUGGUAAGGUGAGCUGAUAAAAGCUGUAUCUUGUAUUAAAACAAUCCCUCUGAGUCAGCAUCCCUUUCCUGCUGAUUUUCCCAAUCACGUCCUGCUGCUAAAAUAAGUGCUGUGACAAGGGCAACCCCAAUCCCUCUUGGACCUGUGGAAGGUUUAGGAUAAGACUGGGAACCACCACUGAGGGUACGGAGGUGUUUCUGCCCUGGGAAAGGGAGGAGAAAUGUUCUCACCCAUGCUCACAGGAGCACUGCACAUCAGAUCACCCGGAGAAAGAUUUUGGGGGUAACGCAGGGAGGGAGGCAGGCUUGGCAGCGCUUCUUCGCUUCAUGUAGCAUCCACCCAACACCUUAAAAAUAGGGAGCUUGUAGCAUUAAGAGCAGUCCUUGACCUGGAAAAAUCCACGUGGCCAAAUCCUGAGCACCCCUGGCCGGCAGAGCAGCGCCUUGAUGUCCUCCGGUUUUGUGAGUCACUGCGAAAGAAACCAUGCUGCUUUAAUUGCCCUACUUUUUUUCUUCCUUUUUUCUCCUUUUUUUUUCUUUUUUCUUUUUGAAUGGAUGUGUUCCCCCUGUCCUGGAACUUGCUGUCACCUCCCGCAUGCUGCUCCAUGGACGGGACAACCAGGAGCUGCCAUCCUUGCAUGGAGGGUUUGAGACCUCUCCAUGUUGAACUGCCAAAUAUUUGGGAUUUUUUUUUGUUUGCCUUUUUUUUUUUUUUUGGACUUGGGCUCCUACCUCUGAGGUACCAGCUCCUCAAUGUUUCAGCACAAAGCCAGUUACAGAAACAACCGGCUAUGGAAAUGGAGUGGUCUUCCAAUUGGGUUUUGGGUAAGAAAUCUCAGAUAACCCAAUUCUUUCAAUGUCUGGGGACAGUAAGGGGGAAAGUUGGAGCUCGGUAGACAUGCAGUGCCUGAGCGAGUCCCGAGUGACCAAGAGCUCAUGGUUUGGGUUGAUUUUAGGGUCCCUUUUUACGGUAAUCUAAUCCUUGUCUCACCUCAGAUGCCGAGACAUGUUGAAAAGGGAGAGGUAAAAAAUCCGACACAUUUACCAGUUCUGUUACUGCUCCAGUUGUCUCCAUUGGAUCUUCCAGAAGACCUAGGGAAUGAAUCCCCCAUGGCUUUGGCUGCAAGCAAACCAUGUGAGCCCGCCCUGAUCUGCAGAGGCAAAGGCACAAAUGGGGUUUUAGCCUUCUGCACCCCUAUCCCCCCUCCAUGGAAACCCUCCAUCUGUCCAGCAUCCGAAGGGACUCAUCUCCAAACCACCUACAAGGUCUCCAGAGACCCAAGCGAUGGCAAAACCAUCAAGCCAAGAGCUCGUAGGCUUUGCCCAGGAGUAAAUCAUGGCUGAAUAUCACAUGGGGGAUAAACCCAAGCAGGAAUUCAUGGUUGGAAGGAGGACAACGUGGCCAUGAAAAAUGGGCAGCUCUUUGCUUAGGGAAGUUCUGGUGGCAGACUUUGCAUUUGUAAAUUCAUAUUCUUAAUCUUGAAGCUUGGGCUGAGAGCAUCGGAUGAGGUUUGUGAGUAACAGAUUCUCCAAGGAUGCAAAGGGUCUUGCUCUGGCUACAACAGAAUGAGUCAAUUUAUUUUAUUUUAUUUUUCUUGGGUUUGUUUGUUGUUAUGUUUUUGUUUUUUUUUUUUAAUUAGUCCCAGUGGGGAAACACCCGGGGAGAUUCGUGACUUCCAUGCAGUUUCCAGGGGCUUCUAUCUUAUUUCCUUCCAGCGGGCAGGGUAGGUGCAGUUCGGCGGGUGGCUUUGGAUGGGAUGCUGGCUGGUGGGAGAAAAAUGGGUCCAGUUUCUUUGCACGGCAGGGGUCACAGGCCCGUUGUGAUCCCACUCACAGGCUCCAGCAGACAUUCCCGGGGAGGGGGGCGUUUCGCUGCGCUCAGCUUCCCUUUAGACGACGAUCUCCAAAUGAACCCUCGACUUCCCCGCUGUUUCUUUCUGUGCAACAAAGGACUGAAUAUUUUCCUUUUUAACUCCGUGGGCAAUCGUAGUAGUAUGUAGAUUAAGCCCAGAUGAUUUUUUUUUUUUUUU
Anas platyrhynchos (mallard) is the source of this 4993-nucleotide messenger RNA. It is a transcript of the gene PTP4A3, whose product is annotated as protein tyrosine phosphatase 4A3. The record is from RefSeq and is a predicted model, not a curated record. NCBI's taxonomy places the organism in Eukaryota, Metazoa, Chordata, Aves, Anseriformes, Anatidae. Gene Ontology annotation, biological process: protein dephosphorylation.